Closterium sp. Naga37s-1 is the source of this 1350-nucleotide messenger RNA. NCBI's taxonomy places the organism in Eukaryota, Viridiplantae, Streptophyta, Zygnematophyceae, Desmidiales, Closteriaceae. The record is from the annotation of a GenBank genome assembly.
AUGAAGGGGGAGAUUGCCUUUGAUUCCCAGCCUGGCUGUGGCUCCACUGUGGCAUUUUCCGUGCCCGUGGCCGUUCCCUCGAUACAAGAACACUCCUCGCUACAAGAACACUGCUCAUAUGAGGAAGCAGAAGUGUUGGAAUCGCAAGACUUGCAGAGUCAGCAGCAGCAAGGGGGGGCGUCAUGGUUCUGGGAGGAGGCACUUGAGUUGAUUGCUGCUGACCUUGUCUCCACCACCUCCCGAGGAGAGGAGGCGCUUGGCGGGUUAGUUAGAGCAGGUGCUCGGGGGGCUGGUGAGAUGGGUGAGAGUAGCGGCAAGGAGAUAGCGGCUGGGGAGCUGGUUGGGAGCAGUGCGGAUAGUAGGGAGGGGUUUGGCGCAAGUGGAGCAAGGGGAGCUAGUGAGAGAGGAGGUGAUGCACGAGGAGUGGAUGGGAGAGGCGGGGACGGAAGAGGAGGGAAUGAAGGAGGCCGUGCAUCAUUGCAGCAUGGCUUCGACUUGGUUCUCAUGGACCUGCAGAUGCCGGGCAUGGACGGGUUCGCAGCAACAGAGGCGAUCCGUGCAUACGAGAGAAAGCUUAUGCUGGGCAUGGCACAAGAGGCACAGCAGGGAAGAGAGCAGGGGAGGGAGGAGGAAAGGGAGCAGCAAGGAGCAUUGGCUUCAGAGGGAAGUAUGGGAGGGCAACAGGGAAGCGUGCAGCAGGGAAGCAUACAGCAGGGGGACAUAUGGGAGAGCGCAGGGGGGAGAGCAGCAGUGGCGGGAGAGAUGCACAGGCGGGGCAUGAGCUGUGGAGGAGACUGGGGGAGGGGAGAGAGAUUUGUGCACAGGGAAAUGGGAGGACAAGGAGGGCAGAUUGAGGGAGCUUCUAGGGCUGGUUCGUCUGCUCUGCAAGCCUCUCACCUAGAAGCUGCUAACGCUGCUGCUGCUGCUGCUGCUGCUGCUGCUGCUGCUGCUGCUGCUGCUGCUGCUGCUGCUGCUGCUGCUGCUGCUGCUGCUGCUGCUGCUGCUGCUGCUGCUGCUGCUGCUGCUGCUGCUGCUGCUGCUGCUGCUGCUGCUGCUGUUGCUGCUGCUGCUGCUGCUGCUGCUGCUGCUGCUGCUGCUGCUGCUGCUGCUGCUGCUGCUGCUGCUGCUGCUGCUGCUGCUGCUGCUGCUGCUGCUGCUGCUGCUUCUUUGAGUGCCCAGGCUGUCUCCCUGCGGGUGCCCAUAGUGGCUCUGACGGCAGACGUGGAUCGUGGAGUGGUGCAGAGGUGUGCAGAGGGGGGAUUUGACGGUGUGCUGCAGAAGCCAGUGGAUGCCCACCUGCUCGCCGCCCACCUCUCCCAAAUGUGCUUCCACCGCUCCCUCGGGCGAUAG